AUUUCUCGAGGACCGACCUUUGAUUUGUCCUCUUCAAACGUGACAGUUCUGGAAGGUCAAACUGCUAUUUUACCUUGCUCCGUUCAUUACCUUUCUAAUCAUCAAGUGGCUUGGAUAGAUAACAGAACCUCAAUACCGUUGACUCUUGAAGAUAGAAGAAUCGUCGACGACAAUCGAUUCAGUGUUAUUAGACAAGACCCAAAGGAUUGGAACUUGCAGAUAACAGCGGUGAAAGAAAGUGAUGCAGGAAUCUACUUUUGCACGGUCAAUGUCAGUCCAAUAAGAAAAAAAAUAGUUUAUCUCUUCGUCAAAGUUCCACCCAGAAUUGAACAUUCCUUGACAAGCAACCUAACAGUAGUUCGUGAAGAUGAUAACGUGACCUUGCAAUGUUCUGCUGUCGGCACCCCUCCACCCGUAAUAACCUGGUAUAGAAUAAUGAGAGCCAAUGAAAAGCCAAAUGUCAUGUGGACGUAUCAAGGUUCAUCGGUAACGUUGUUAAAUAUUAAAAGAAACUGUAGAGGAUCCAUUGUUUGCAGAGCGACAAAUGAUUUAGAUGAUAUCGAUGAAAAAGAAGUGGAACUGGUAAUUGAAUAUUCUCCCGUAGUCAAAAUGCCAACAUAUCGAUUGGGACAACUGCUUGGAAGCAGGGAAACAGUUUUGGACUGCUACAUCGAGGCGUUUCCUUUGGCGAUGUCCUACUGGUUAAAAAACCAUACAAAGUUAGAAUCAUCGGAGCGAUUCUCCAUUCAUGUUUUCAACGACGCCGAACAUAUCGUUACACUCAGCUUAAUCAUAAGAGAUCUCGUGGAAUCUGAUUAUGGUGAAUAUAAAUGCGUGGCAUCUAACAACAGGGGAACUGACUUUGGAAUCGUCAAUUUGUUUAGUUAG
This is a messenger RNA of Helobdella robusta, 888 nucleotides long. RefSeq lists its product as hypothetical. NCBI's taxonomy places the organism in Eukaryota, Metazoa, Annelida, Clitellata, Rhynchobdellida, Glossiphoniidae. Gene Ontology annotation, cellular component: neuron projection. The transcript has 6 exons. The annotation marks the transcript as partial. The record is from RefSeq and is a predicted model, not a curated record.